Alligator sinensis (Chinese alligator) is the source of this 1537-nucleotide messenger RNA. It is a transcript of the gene IL20RB, whose product is annotated as interleukin 20 receptor subunit beta. Lineage: Eukaryota; Metazoa; Chordata; Crocodylia; Alligatoridae. The coding region runs from base 68 to 1015 and encodes 315 amino acids. The transcript is spliced from 7 exons. The record is from RefSeq and is a predicted model, not a curated record. Gene Ontology annotation, molecular function: interleukin-20 binding.
UGGGUGUCCUUGUCUGGGAAGAGGAAAUUUAGAGCCAAACUUCAUGACAUGAACCUGGAGAAAGACAAUGUGCAUCAGCAAAGGGAACAUAAGUUUCAUCUUCUUCCUCUGCUCUUUCAUUCUACCUAUGCACUCAGAUAAAGAAGCUCUGCUGCCAGCUCCUCAAAAUAUCUCUAUUUUUUCCACCAAUAUGAAGCACUUCUUAACCUGGAGUCCGGUGAUCAUCCCUGGAGAAACUGUGAGAUACUCUGUUGAGUUUCAGGGGGAGUAUGAAAGAUACUAUGCCAAUGAGAGCUGGAUUCCCAUCAGUGAGUGCUCAUUCAUCAUUGUUACUCAGUGUAAUGUGACAGAGGACAUCUCUGCUACUGUGCCCUAUAAUCUGCGUGUUAGGGCAGAUGUUGGUACUCAGGGUUCAGAGUGGGGCACCCUGAAACGUCUCUUCAAUCGCAAUACAACUUUGCUCACACCUCCCAGGAUAAAAGUUAUUGCAGAUGGGUAUCAUUUACUGGUAGAGUUGGAAGACAUGGGGCCAGCCUUUCAGUUUCACAUACUCUAUUGGAAGAAUGGGCAGGAAAGUUGGGUGCAAAAGAUGAUGGUGAAAGAGAUUACCUCUGCUGUUCAUCUGGACACAGUGGAGGCAGGAACUGACUACUGUGUCAAAGUCCAGACAUAUGUAGAGGCCAUUAACAGGAGCAGCAACUUCAGCCAGACACAGUGUAUCAGGGUGCAAGAUGCCAGAUCUACAUGGGUAAAUAUUACUCUCAUCUCCUUUGCUGGUUUUAUUAUGGCUGCUUUGGUCCUGCCUUUUCUUAUCUGGAAAAUAAGUCGAAUCUUCGAGUAUUCCUGUUGUCCAGUUGUUAUCCUGCCGGAGACUCUGAAAGUAGCAGAGCCCACCACAAAGUUAUUCCUGCGUGGGAUUGAAAAAGAUGAAUACUGUGAUAUGUCUCUGUGUGUGAUGACCCCUGAAGAGGUCUUUCAACUGUGGAUUCAGGACACACUUUCAUAUGACUUAUGAAGAAUUGACCUGUAAAAAGCCUCUCCAAAAGCAUCCAGCACUAAGAGCUAUUCAUACAAUCCUACAGGUAUUUGGUGAGCUCAGAGAUGCCUGAUGCUGGCUGAAAGGACUUGGAACAAUGACAGAAAUAUAAGAAAUAGAUUUGCUCUUGUUCAAAGAGCAAUGUGGAGCUUUACUUCCUUUGAAAAUGUGAGCCUCAUACCACUGUUCAGGACCAAGGGGUGGGUGGUCAGGGAAGGUCACAUAGUUAUUGGGCAAAGUCCACAAAUUGGGUCCAUAAGGGGGUAGGAAUCAAUCCAGGAAGUAAGAGCAGUGUUCCAAGUAAGCUAGGACUUAAAGCCCCUUCUACACAUUACAGGUAUUGUGCAAUAACUGGUUAAUUAUACAAUUACCUGAAGACCAGCUACACAUGCAAAGAAACUAUCACACAAUAAGAAGUUCCAAACCAGCUAUACAAUUAGACCUCAAAAAUAUGUACUAACUUUAUACCUGGUUGCUAUCAAGCUUUAAUUUACAGAUGUA